GAAAAUAAAAUGAGGGAAUUGCCGGCCAGAGAAUCUACUCUUUUUAAGCAAAUUCUUGCAAGUAUAUCCUAUAUAGUGAAACACUAUGAGUUUAAGCAGUAUAAAAAAGGGUUAAAAGCUGCUGAACAAAUAUUGAAAAAAUUUCCUGAACAUGGAGAAACAUUGGCUAUGAAAGGAUUAUUUCUUAAUCAUAUGGAGAGGAAAGAGGAAGCGCAUGAAUUCGUUCGCAAAGGCCUUCGAUCUGAUCUGACUAGCCAUAUUUGUUGGCAUGUAUAUGGAUUGUUACAUCGAUCAGAUAAAAAUUAUGGUGAAGCUUUAAAGUGCUAUACUCAAGCAUUAAAAUAUGAUAAGGAUAAUUUACAAAUCCUUCAAGAUUACUCCUUGCUCCAAAUUCAAAUGCGAAAUUAUGAGGCUUUUAAUGAAUCAAGACUUCGUCUUUUGAAAUUAAGAUAUAAUAAUCAAAGAUAUUGGAUUGGGCUUGCUAUAUCUUAUCAUUUGCUUGAAAAUUAUGAAUCUGCUGAAAAAGUAUUGAAAGCUUAUGAGGAUACUUUAAAAGAAAAGCCAGGUCCUAUGAAUUUUGAACAUAGUGAGAUGCUUUUAUAUCAUAAUCUUAUAAUAGAAGAGAGUGGCAAAUUUGAGAAGGCUUUGGGGCAUUUGGAAUCUAUUAAGGAAGAUAUCUGUGAUAUUCGCUCAUGGAAAGAAAAGAGAGCUUUAUUUCUGCUGAAACUUGAAAGAUAUUCAGAAGCAGAAGAAGCUUACAGAGAUUUAAUAGCAGAUAAUCCAGAUUGCUAUAAUUAUUACGAUGGCUUGCUAUCAGCCUUUAUGAUAAAUACUAAUGAGUUGUCUUCUGAACAACGCGAGAAAGUCCUCGACAUUUGUCAAGAAUUGGCCACGAAAUAUCAAAGGUCAAAUCUCAUAAAACGACUUCCUUUACAAUAUGCAGUCGACGAGAGGUUUAAAUUUGAAGUAGAUAAAUACAUGCAAGAAGCGCUUAGAAAAGGUGUUCCUUCAUUAUUUGUUAAUCUCAAAAAACUUUACGUUGAUCCAGUGAAGGAGAUUAUAGUUGAGAAAUUGGUUGAAGAAUAUCUCCAAAAUUUAAAGACGAAUAAAGCUUUCACCAAGAACUCAAUUGGUGACGAAAUUGAACCACCUACGGCGUAUCUUUGGGCCCUCUAUUUAUUAGCUCAGCAUUAUGAUAAUAAACGCGAUACCAUGAAGGCUCUCAAAUUUAUCGAUGAAGCGAUUGAACACACACCAACUUUAGUAGAAUUAUAUAUGACAAAGGGCCGUAUACUCAAGCAUGGAGGAGACCUUAUCAAAGCCAUGAAAGUUAUGGAUGAAGCCCGAGAAUUGGACCUUCAAGAUAGGUUCAUCAAUUCGAAAUGUACGAAGUAUAUGCUCCGAAAUGAUCAACCGAAGGAAGCUAUAAAAACAAUUGGAUUAUUCACUAGAGGUGACGCUCCUGACCCUUUAACGGAUCUUAUGGAUAUGCAAUGUAUGUGGUAUGCACUUGAAGAAGGAGAAUGUUAUAGAAGACAAAAUAAUUUUGGCAAAGCUCUUAAACGCUUCCAUCAAAUCGAAAAGCACUUUGCGGAUAUAACAGAUGAUCAAUUUGAUUUCCAUACAUAUUGUCUACGUAAAGUUACUCUCCGAGCAUAUUUGAGUAUGUUGCGACUUGAAGAUCAGUUACGUUCAAAUUUGUAUUAUUUCCGUGCUGCUCAGAACGCUAUUGAGAUCUAUCUUUAUAUAAAUGAUAAUCCAAAAAUAGUCGAUGGUGAUGAAAGCCAAAACUAUGCAAAAAAAGCCAAAAGCAAGGCCAAAAAAGCUGCACUUAAGGAGGCAAAAAAUGUCACUCCUGCAAAGGAAGAUCAUUCGAAAAAGAAAGCUCAAGAUGAUGACCCAGAAGGCGAAAAGCUUCUUAAGGUAGAAGAUCCUUUAGGAGAGGCAUUUAAAUUUCUUCAACCUUUGCAAACAUUGGCUUCGCAAAGAAUAGAAACACAACUUUUGGGAUUUGAAUACUAUAUUCGUAAAAGAAAAUAUUUACUCGCUCUUAAGGCUCUAAAACGUGCGUAUAAUAUUGAUAAAGAGAAUCCAGUUUUACACUUAAAUAUAAUACAAUUCAAGUUAAAAGUCUCUAAGCUUGAAAAAGAAGAUAACGAUCAAAGGGAUCCAUUACGUAAUGCCACUGAAUACCAAACAAUUUUUAAAGUUAUUGAUACCGAGUUACCAACUAUACUGCCUCAUGAAAUUUCUUUGGUGGCACAUAAUGAAGAAUUUUUAGCUAGAAACAAAGGAUCUGUACCUCAUUUAUUAGCUGGUUCUAAUGUACUAUUGCAACUAAAUCCUGAAUCUAAACAAGAAGCUUCAAGUAUAUUAAUGAAUUCUGUCAAAGACGAAUUCUUGAAUACGAGAACAUUAAAGAAUUGCGUAUUAGUAUACGAGCAACUCAAAAAAGACAAGUUAAAUUCAUCAAAAGCUGAAGAAUUUAGGAAUAAGUGUAAAGAAUUGUUCCCAAUCUCAACUUAUUUUGACGAUCUCAAAAAAUAG
Messenger RNA from Funneliformis mosseae, 2547 nucleotides. The record is from the annotation of a GenBank genome assembly. NCBI's taxonomy places the organism in Eukaryota, Fungi, Glomeromycota, Glomeromycetes, Glomerales, Glomeraceae.